This is a messenger RNA of Thelazia callipaeda (thelaziosis nematode), 1344 nucleotides long. The record is from the annotation of a GenBank genome assembly. Lineage: Eukaryota; Metazoa; Nematoda; Chromadorea; Rhabditida; Thelaziidae.
AUGUUGGAUGGAGAUGAUGGCAAGCACCAUUUAAAAGUAAAUCAGAAGAUUGAUAUACACUUCGCUGAUUCCAGUUACAAGGUUGAAAACAAAAAAAUAAUUAGUCAUACUGAGAGUAAUUGGAAUAUAUCGCCAUCAGAAAUUGCUAGUAAUACCAAAAAUCCUAUUCGCCAAAUCUGCGAUUCAUUGUUUGUCCCAGUUAAUCCACAGAAAUCUCUAAUUAAAUUGAAUCUGGGAGAUCCUACUAUUUCUCAUGCACUUCCUGUGUGCGCAACUGCUAUCAAAGCUGUAAGUGACGCGCUUAUUAGUCGAAAAUAUGAAGGUUAUGGCCCAGCUAUCGGGAUUCAAGAAGCUCGAGAAGCUGUAGCACAAUAUUUCACACAUCCGGAUGCACCAGUAAUUGCAGAUUCCGUUAUAUUAACUAGCGGUUGUUCACAUGCUAUAAAAAUGGCUAUUGAAGUGUUAACAAAUCCUGGAGAUAACGUGCUUGUACCCGCACCUGGUUUUCCAUUAUAUUCGACUUUUUUAAAGCCUUUGAAAGUUGAAAGUCGCUAUUAUCAUCACGAUUUACUAAAUAGAGGUGAAUUGGAUUUAAUUCAAUUGGAAUCUUUGAUUGAUAAUCGAACACGCGCUAUCAUUAUUAAUAACCCUUCUAAUCCAAUGGGUUUGGUCCUUAGUAAAGAUCAGUUGGAAUCAGUGCUAAAAAUUGCAAAUGAAAAUCGAAUUCCCAUUAUCGCUGAUGAAGUUUAUGGUACAAUGACUUACAAUGAAGCAAAAUUUUAUCCAAUAGCAACUCUUAAGCCUAAAGUACCUGUACUCACUUGUGAUGGUAUCGCAAAACGAUAUUUAUUACCUGGAUGGCGACUUGGUUGGAUUAUAAUCCAUGACCGUCAUGGAGCAUUUGCACAUAUUCGAAAUAGUCUAAUAGAUCUUGCUCAGAAUAUCGUUGGACCAUGCACGUUGAUUCAGGCUGCAUUACCAUACAUUCUACAGUCAACAGAUGCAGUCUUUUUUCAACAAGUCAAUAAUAUUAUUUACCGUAAUGCACGCAUUGUAUGGGAAAGUUUGCACAAAAUACCAGGUUUACAUCCACUUAUGUCUAACGGAGCAAUGUAUAUGAUUAUACGAAUAGAACAACAAAUAUAUGGUACAGAUGAAAGUUUUGUCCGUGAUUUACUUGCUGAAGAAAAUGUUUUUUGUUUACCAGGAUGUGUUUUUCAUUGUGCUGGCUGGUUACGGUUGGUACUUACAUACAGUGAAGAAGAAACACGUGAAGCUUGCAAUCGUAUCAGACAGUUUUGUUUGAGACGAGCAUUACAUACUUUAGAUCAAAAAAACAUUUAA